This is a messenger RNA of Condylostylus longicornis, 897 nucleotides long. RefSeq lists its product as uncharacterized. The transcript is spliced from 3 exons. NCBI's taxonomy places the organism in Eukaryota, Metazoa, Arthropoda, Insecta, Diptera, Dolichopodidae. The record is from RefSeq and is a predicted model, not a curated record. The coding region runs from base 1 to 897 and encodes 298 amino acids.
AUGAAAAAAAAAGAGGACAUAUUGUUAUUACCAACGCAACCGUCACAAUGGAGAAUAAUACAAGUAGUUACUACAAAUUCAAUUCCCUCUUCAACGUCUCCAUUUGAAAAUUAUAACGAUUUUGUAAGAGAAACUCUUUGUCCAAUUGCUCUUUUAACAGUAAACUUCAGAACAAACAAAGGUGAAAUCAAAAUAUUAUGUUACGCUGAUGACGCUGUAUUGAUAUCCGAAAACGAAGAUGAGCUACAAAGAUUAUUACAUCGGUUUUAUUUAUCUGCUAAAAAGUACAACAUGGUGAUCUCAACGGAAAAAACAAAAUCACUCGUAGUAUCGAAAGAUCCCAUCAGAUGUAAAUUAGCCAUCAACGACAUUAUAAUAGAACAAGUUAUGUCCUUCAGAUAUCUUGGAGUGGAAAUAUCUUCAAACCAAAACCGUGAAGCAGACAACCGCGCACAAGUAAACAAGGCGGCAAGAGUGUCCGGAUGUUUGAAAGAUAUUAUAUGGAAAAAUAAGUACAUGAACCCCACAUCAAAAGUCAAAAUUUACAAAACAUGUGUAAGACCAAUUAUGACUUAUGCAGCAGAAACAACAUCAGAAACAUAUAGAACCAAAACUAACAAACGCACUGCAGAAAUGGCGAUUCUACGUAAUAUUAAUGGCUCUACAUUGCGAGAUCGUGUCCGCAGUUCUGAUAUAAGGAAAUCUUUAGAAAUCCAAGAUGUGGUUAGAUGGGUGAGGGAAAGAAGACGUGCUUGGAACGAUCAUAUAUCUAGAAUGGAUACCAGCAGGAUCGUAAAAAUAUCCAAAGAAGGAAUACCGGGCACCAACAGACCUCCAGGACGACCGCCCAAAAGGUGGAUGGAUAGCUGGACUUCUACCUCACAGGAGGCUAAUUAG